Molecule: messenger RNA, 2718 nt
Organism: Mercenaria mercenaria
Lineage: Eukaryota; Metazoa; Mollusca; Bivalvia; Venerida; Veneridae
Exons: 7
Coding region: 10-1167 (385 amino acids)
Molecular function (GO): protein binding
Source: RefSeq, a predicted model, not a curated record
GAUAUAAAAAUGGCGACCUCCAUGCAAAUUGAUCAUUUUUCCAAUAAUCUUGAAGAAUUUCUUCAGUCAGAUUCCAGUGCAUGUAUGUUUUGCAAUGGGUUUUAUGGUAAAAGUUUUGGACAGCCAGUAUGUAGCACAUGUCACCUAUUUCUCUUCUCGUCCGAUAUAAACAGAGAUGAAGGGGAGGAGGAUAUCUACACUGAGAAAGCAGAUUCGGGAGAUAGUGGCAAUGAGGAGCCUGAGAUGGCCCAGGAUUUCUGUGAACACAGUCAUCUACCGGCCAGCUCUACACAUGUCAGGGCGUCACAAAUCUCACACAAGAUGGACAAACUGGCAGAGAGGAUUGGCAUGCUGACGUUACCCCGGGAGAGAGAUCAUGUGCCAGAGGGACUGGUAGAUUCUUUACCUCCAGAAGUUUUACUGGUUGUGUUCAAGUACCUGGAUGAUAUUUCCCUGUGGACAGCUGGCAUGGUUUGUCCUAGGUGGCAGCAGCUACUACAAGGGGAGACAAAUGACUCGAAGUGGCGGGAAUUUACAAAGCUGCGAUGGCCAUUGUUCAACCCUCAUUACAAAGUGAAAAAUUGGAAAACAAUUUAUACAAAACUGCUUGAGAGUUCUCCUUGUAGAUAUUGUCUGGAAAGUAUGAUGUUACAGAGUACACCUCCUAUAGAAGAAAAUUCCUGGAGACAUCGUAGGUUGAGAAGCGAACUGAAAACUCUGAAAUCAGAUCCACCAGAAGGUAUUCGGGCUGAGCCCCUGGAUCGGCAUUGUUGUCAUUGGCAGGCUUCCAUCACGGGACCACAAGGGAGCCCGUACGAAGGUGGCCUGUUUCUUCUCUAUCUACAAAUUCCAGACAGUUACCCUAUGAGGCCGCCAAAAGUACAGUUUAUAACAAAAAUAUUCCAUCCAAACAUCAGUCGUCAUGGAGAUGUGGGACUGGAUUCCAUUCACUACAACUGGAGCCUGGCUUUGACAAUAUCUAAAGUUCUCAUUAGUAUACAGUCUUUAUUAACGGAUCCAUAUUGUGAUGUGUGCAUGGAACCAGCAAUUGGUUCAUUGUACAGUAAAAAUAGACCAGAAUUUGAUAGGAUAUCACGAUUAUGGACAUGGAAGUACGCUAUGCACGAUUUUCUCAUGCCAAUGGAAAUAGAUCUGAAUGGAUUAUAGUUAUUUUUUUAUUCUGGUAGAGGGAUUGCAAUUUCCUACUUGUAUGUGUACAUGUAAGGUUUUAUUAUUGUGUGUGAGGUGUCAGAAUUUUUCUCAGUUUUGAGGGACACACUCAGUAUUUGUAAAUUAUAUUGUCCUAUAUCCAAAGUUUUAAAAAUGUAGAUUUACCUGUAGUGUCCAGCAUGAUUGAAUUCAUAUAACAAUUUUCAGUGGACACAUUUUAAAUGCUACAUGUACAUGUAUCAGUAUGGAAGUUGCAGCCUCACUAUUAUUUUAGGGUUGUGCAAUUUAAAAAUUGUUAUGUCUUAAGUGGUUAUUUGUGCUAGAAAUGCAUAAUCAAUUAUAUUUGUCUUUUUAUUAUAGUUUUUAACUUGACUACCAGAUGGUAGAGUUGUUACAGUUACUAGAGUACAUUUCCUUGGCUCCAACUAAUGCAUUUAUAGCCACUGGUAUUUUCUUUGAAACAGAUGAGCAGUCAAGAUUUUCCUCAUACAAAAGCAAGGCCAGGUUGUUUGGCAUUUUUUACAUUUGGCUGUCAAUUCUUUAACUUUUCUACUUCAUCUAGGAAUUAAAAAAAUAGGGUUUUUUUUUGUGAAUACUGAUUUACAUAAAUUUUUCCUGAACAGUAGUAAGUUUUCAAACAAGAAUAACUUGUAAAUUCUGGUGAACCAUUCAGUAUUGCUAUCCUCGACAGGACAAAGUACACCACUUACCAUAACUUGGCUUAUAGGUUAUAACUCUAAUUUUGACCAGUCUUGGAAGCAUUCUUGCCAUUGGUUACCCAGGUUGUGCUCAGAAACAGCCAAUUAGAGGCUGGAACUCUGAGGCUGGUGGGGUCUCCAUGGCUGAGGUCGUUGACUUCUAAUCACUUGCCCCUCACUGAUGCGCAUUCAAGCCUCACUCGGGGCAUUGAAAUCCUCAUGCGAGGAAGCCAUCCAACUGGCUGAUGGAAGGUGGCUGGUUCUAUCCAGGUGCCCACCUGUGAUGAGAUAAUGCACAAUGGGGCACUUGGGGGUCUUCUUCCACCAUCAAAGCUGGGAAGUCGCCAUAUGUCUUACAAUUGUGUUGAUGCAACAUUAAACCCAACAAAAAAAUCUAAGGUUGGUCUCCAAGCUCUUGUGUUAUAACCUUAGAUACUGGCCUUGCUUUUCGAGAAACAUUGUUGGGUUGAGAUUUAAAUACCUCAAAAUUUCAGACUAGAGCUCUGUCACUUUUGAAAGAAACGAAUCUGUCUUGCAUAUUAAAUUGAUCUGCAGUGAAUUUUGCUGUACAGUAAAAUAACUAAAUAAGGAUGUGAACUAGUUGAACAUCUGAUAAUCAUUUAACAAAACCAAUUAAAAUCAAUUACUGUAUGUUUUCUUCAAAAAUUCAACAACCAUAGUAUUUUGGAAAAUUAGAAAAUUCCAGAUAUUGUGGUAAAAGCAUCUGCAGUUCGUAAAUUGAUCUAUGUCACUUGUACAAAUGAUAGCAGUGGCAGAACAAUAACAUUGAUCUGCUAUUACUAGUAUCUGUAUAUCAUACAAACUUUACAAAUAAAUGUUUUAUAUUGUU